AAAAAAUUUCACUGGAGUUGGAAACGGGAGCGGCGCACGGAAGACGUCAAGUAUAUAUCAAGUAUAAGAAGAAGCCGUGGGGGUGAGUUUAUCGGGGACAUCUGUGCCGCGGAUGCGAAGCGAAGAGCUCGAGGCAAAGAGGCAGGAGAAUGGCAGACAAUCGUAAGAAACUUGUCGUGGUGGGGGACGGCGCAUGUGGGAAGACAUGUCUGCUGAUCCUGUUCAGCAAAGACGAGUUCCCCGAGGUGUACGUCCCCACCGUGUUUGAGACGUACGUGGCGGACAUAGAGGUGGAAAACAAGCAGGUCCAGCUCGCCCUGUGGGACACGGCCGGGCAGGAGGACUACGACCGGCUGCGCCCACUCUCCUAUCCAGACACCGAUGUCAUUCUGAUGUGCUUCUCCGUGGACAGCCCGGACUCGUUGGAAAACAUCCCCGAAAAGUGGGUCCCCGAGGUGAAGCACUUUUGUCCCAACGUGCCCAUCAUACUGGUGGCCAACAAGAAGGAUCUGCGCAACGACGAGAACGUAAAGAACGAGCUGUCCCGGCUGAAGCUGGAGCCCGUGAAGACGGAGGACGGCCGGGCCAUGGCCAUGCGCAUUGGCGCAUAUGACUAUUUGGAGUGCUCUGCCAAAACCAAGGAGGGGAUCUGGGAGGUAUUCGAAACUGCAACACGGGCAGCCUUACAGAAACGGAAAACGCCAUCAGGAAGCUGUCUCAAAUGUUGUGUUUUGAUGUGAAUUGACGCUUUUUUAUUCUGGAGAGCGAUGACGCGCAGACCAGACGGGACGAGACGUUCGGGACCCGUGUCUGAACAUGUCCGGGGCAGUGACCACGGUUUGGGAUACUCCCUUGGAAAAAAAAAAAGAAGAACCUAAAAAAAAAAAAAAAUCACACGACCUUGCUUGAACCAUGACUGCAAACAAGUUGUUUUAAAACACACUGGCAACCAUCUGAUAUCGAUGUGUGUGUGUUUUUGUGUGGUUACAGCAUGUUGUCUGAGGGUCACACCACAUGAUCCCAAUCUGACAGGUGGAGGGGUACAAAACAAAAAAAGGACAAUGGCCCCUUCUGACUUGGACAUGACUUUAUCCCAAGGUCUGCUUUCGAGCCAAGAUUUUAAUUGCUCACUUUUUUCUGUGUUUCAAAGUGUUUGCAUAGGCCACUGCCUCACUGCCAAGUUUAAACAAAGCAGUAAAAAAAAGAAAAUAAUAAUUGCACUGGUUAUUUAAGUCCACUUUGUUUAGUAAGAUGACUGUAUUUAAUUUGGCAAAUUGCACAGCACCUGAGCACUACAGCAAUUCACAGGCAGUUUUUUUAUUUCAAUAGAAAUGACAAGUUAGUGCAAGGACGCACAUGGUGUUCACUGUACAGUUUAGUUUGUUCUGAUGUUUUACGCCAUUUUGAAUAAAGACACAGCUUAAGUUUACAGUUGAGGACAUCAGUUGUCUCAGGAUUGUUAGUCAGUACCAUAUCCAAGAAAGUUGUUGAGUAGUAUUCACGCAGCAGGACAAAUACCAUUUAAGGGUCUGAGGGGCUACACGUUGGCCAGUCUUGAAAAGGGCUAACCACAUUGUCCAGUGUACUUUUGCACGUUUACAGCUACCGCAAAGUAUCCUUUUUAACGGUGCAAUAUGUAAGAAUCGGCCACCUCUUCAACUGAUAUGCCAAACAAGCUCAGCUCAGUUAGCUGUGCAGCUAGUGGUCCAGACUGGGGUUGUUAUUGCGAGAAAGGGAGAGGCUGUGGUUAAUUGGUUAGCAUGCUAACUUCAGUGGAUACAAAAAGGUCUUUAGAAUUUCCCUUAUUUUUUGUGUGUUUUAAACUGAAGUUCUUACAUACUGCACCUUUAGAUUUUGCUAAGCACGCUUCUACCCCAAAUGUCACGCUUGCUAACGGCUACAGUGGCACAUUCAUGAGAAAGGAGUAUUUUAAACAUGAAUUUCUUUUAUGAAAUAAUGAAGGAGAAAGCCUGCAGCUUGUAAAUAUUACAGUCAGCAGAGGAAGGGAUAUGUUUUUCCUUUACAGAUCACCUUUAAUCUAAUCAUUUGACGCACAUAACAGCAUCUCACCAUGUUUUUUCUAAUCUCUUGACAACUACAUCUAGUUUUCUCUGAGGCGAAGACUUAGGAGACGUGCUUGGCAUUCUCUCUUUAGCUGCUGGUUCAUUUCCCAUUAAGCGGUCGAUAUUUCAACAAGAGGACUCUUUUCAUACAAAGUGUCACAUAAAGAAGAGUGGGCUUGCACACUCAUUUUGGGAUGAAGCCAUCUGAUGGCAAUUGAACACUUCAACUGUAUUAAAUGUUUUGUUUUUAAAACCACACUCUUAAACAAGAGUAGGGUAUUCCUUUGACUAAAAUACUUGAUGAAAUGUCUAAUGUGUUAAAGGUUUUUCACAGCAGUAAAACUCAAUUGUUCUUGAUUGAGAGAUGAAAAAUACACUCAAUGUCUUCCAUUUUGACUGUGAAUGUACUUCUAUUUGGUCAAAAAACAUUGUUGGAGCUUUGAAGUUAGCAACAGAAAGCAAUGUAUUUAAGUUUGAUUUUUCUCAGCUCAUGUCUGAUCUGUGUCUACACAGAAGUGUUGUGUUACCGCCCUCUCACACAAUGGUGGGAGAGCUUGUUCAAAUGACAGCUAUGAACAUCGAUUACAGAGACUGUUGCUACACUGGGAUUCCAGGGGAAAACCGGUUUUUGGAUUCACUCUGCUAGUUGUUCUUUUAGAGGAAAAAGCUACAUUUGCUUGAAAUGUCUCUCUGGUUCAGUAAGUAACCAUAUAGUGGAGAUAAAUCAGCGUUUAAAAGAGUAUCUUUUCUAAAUCCAACCAGAGUUAGAGUGGUGUAAAAGUCACAUUCCUCCAUGCCUCCUGUUGCUGGGCUUUUUGCUGACUUACAGGACAGGAAUGCAUUGUGCUGGACUGGUUAAUUUUCCCACACUGGCCCCCCUCAUGUGCCUCUGAUUUCCAGUGUUGUUAGGUUAUUAUUCAAUGGUCAGAUAAAGCAGUUUUCCUCCUUUUCUUUAUUUGGCUUUUUUAAUGGAAAAUAUGAGAGAAACAUGCUGAAAAUGUGCCAAAUGUGUUUGUUUUGUAAGAGUUCAUCAAAUUAUGACUAUGUUAAUGUGAUGACAUAAUUUCAAGGCUUGAAUGGGAGAUUCAGGAACAGUGGAAAUUUGUGUGAGGCAAAACAAUACAGAAUGUAAGGGAACAAGUGGUACUGUUUUGAGAAAGUCAAUAAAAGAAUCAAUGUGUCACCACCUCUA
This is a messenger RNA of Acanthopagrus latus (yellowfin seabream), 3255 nucleotides long. Its product is annotated as rho-related GTP-binding protein RhoB-like. The transcript has a single exon. The record is from RefSeq and is a predicted model, not a curated record. NCBI's taxonomy places the organism in Eukaryota, Metazoa, Chordata, Actinopteri, Spariformes, Sparidae. Gene Ontology annotation, molecular function: GTPase activity; GTP binding. Gene Ontology annotation, biological process: small GTPase-mediated signal transduction. The coding region runs from base 150 to 740 and encodes 196 amino acids.